Messenger RNA from Solea senegalensis (Senegalese sole), 5361 nucleotides. RefSeq names its product elastin-like. The record is from RefSeq and is a predicted model, not a curated record. The coding region runs from base 236 to 3823 and encodes 1195 amino acids. The transcript is spliced from 51 exons. NCBI's taxonomy places the organism in Eukaryota, Metazoa, Chordata, Actinopteri, Pleuronectiformes, Soleidae. Gene Ontology annotation, molecular function: extracellular matrix structural constituent.
UGCUGUUGGCAGGAGUGACCAGAACAAAAACAGCAACACCAGACAGGGGAGGAAAAAAAGCAAAGUGAUCCAUUGAACCAUUGAGUCUUUGCCCUCUCCUAAUUACGUAGAGUCUCGUAUCUUUUCCCUUUUUUUCACCUUUUUCCUCACACUGCAUGACUUUGGGCUCAGGGUAAUUAGCUUGAAGAGAAUAAAACCAGCUGAUCGGGAGAGCGGUGGUGCAUUUUGAAGCGAGAUGGCUAACAGAAACACUCUGUUGCUCUUCUGUGGACUCUUCCUCUUAGCACUGCUUCAGCCCUCUCUUCAAGGAGGUGUCUAUGUGCCACCUGGUGCUGGGAUCGGGCCAGGAGGAGCUGGAACAGGAACUGGAUUCUUUCCAGGUGCUGCUGGAGGAGUCCCCGCAGGCUACAAACCGGCUAAAGCUGCAGGAGGUUAUGGAGGCGGUGGAGGCCAAGGUUUGGUUCCAGGUGGUUUGGUGCCAGGCGGUGUUGGUCCCGGUGGUUUGGGCAUUGCAGGACAAGGUGGAAAGGCCCCUAAACCAGGUUAUGGCAACUUAGGAGGCGUUGGUGUUCGAGGUGUCGGGCAGGGAGGAGGUGUUUACGGUGGAUAUGGUGGUGGCGCUGGAGGCUUUUUCCCAGGAGUUGGACAGAAGGCUGCCAAGCGAGGUGCAGGGGGCCAUCUGCUACCACAGGGAGGUACUGGAGGAACUGUGCUGGGGGCAGGAGGAGUUCCCGGUGGCACAGGACCUGGAGCUGCUUUACCAGCUGGAGUGCCUGUUAUUCCUCAGACUGGCCUUCCAGGAGGAGGUGCUGGUGGUGCCGCGGGAAAGAAAGCGUCCAAAGUGCCAGGUGUGGGUGUGCCUGGACUUUACCAAGGUGGACUGGUGCCAGGACAAGGGUUUGGUGGACGUGGCGUUCUGCCCGGGGUGCCAACCGGCACUGACCUGAAUCCUAAAUCCAUUGGAGGUGGAGGACAAGGCGGCGGUCAAGGACCAGGAAGCCGUGGUUACGGUGGACAGAUGCAGCCAGGGGUUUUCCAUGGAUACCCCCUAAAAUCACCCAAAACACAAGGUGCCUAUGGAGCAAAACAAGGAGGCGGAACUCUUCCCUUUGGUUAUGGGGGCUUUGGUGCCGGUGGAGCUGGACUGCCAGGAGGACUAGGGGUUUCACAGCCUGGAUAUCCAGUUGGAACUGGAGUGGGACCAGGGGGGAUAUCACCUGCUCAGGCUAAAGCUGCCAAAUAUGGUUUGGGUGGUGUCGGAGGCGUUGGCGGCAUAGGAGGUGUCGGAGGUGUUGGAGGUGUUGGUGGUGUUGGUGGUGUUGGAGGUGUUGGAGGUGUUGGAGGUGGUGGACUGUAUCCAGGUCAAGUGCCAGGAGGAUAUGGAGCUGCAUCCAAAGCUGCUAAAUAUGGUGUACCUGGUGGAGUUCCUGGUGGUGUUCCUGGUGGAUUUCCUGGUGGCGUUCCUGGUGGAUUUCCAGGUGGAGUUCCUGGUGGCGUUCCUGGUGGGGUACCAGGAGGGAUACCACUUUGGGUACCAGGUGGAGGACAAGGAGCUGCACCCAUUGGAAGAUUUCCAGUUGGAUAUUCACCAGCAGACAAAGCUGCCAAAUAUGGAGCCGGAGGACAACUCGGAGCCGGAGGACAACUCGGAGCUGGAGGACAACUAGGAGCAGGGGGACUAGGAACAGGGGGACAAUUUGGAGCAGGAGGACAACUAGGGACAGGGGGAUACUCUGCUGCUGCCAAAGCUGCUAAAUAUGGGAUAGGACAACUUGGAGCCGGAGGACAACUUGGAGCCGGAGGACAACUUGGAGCCGGAGGACAACUUGGAGCCGGAGGACAACUAGGAGCCGGGGGACAACUAGGAGCAGGGGGACAAGGAACAGGAGGACAACUAGGAACUGGGGGAUACUCUCCUGCUGCCAAAGCUGCUAAAUAUGGUAUUAUGGGACAACUAGGAGCAGGGGGACUAGGAACAGGAGGACAACUAGGAGCAGGAGGAUACUCUCCUGCUGCCAAAGCUGCUAAAUAUGGUAUUGGCAGACAACUAGGAGCAGGAGGACAACUAGGAGCAGGAGGACAAUUAGGAGCAGGAGGACAAUUAGGAGCAGGAGGACAAUUAGGAGCAGGAGGACAACUAGGAGCAGGAGGACAAUUAGGAACAGGGGGAUAUAUCCUUACUAGCAAAUUAGCUAAAUAUGGAAUAGGGGGACUUGGAGGAGGGCUGGGAGGAGCAGGAGGACAACUUGCCGCUGCUGCUGCUGCGGCUAAAGCUGCUAAAUAUGGACAAGGAGCUGGAGGAGGAACAGGUCUUGGAGGAACAGGUCUUGGAGGAACAGGUCUUGGAGGGACAGGACUAGGAGGAACAGGACUUGGAAGGACAGGACUAGGAGGAACAGGACUGGGAGGCGGAUACUCUGCUGCUGCUAAAGCUGCUAAAUACGGUCCAGGUGGGGGUGCUGGUGGAGUUGGAGGAGUCAUUCCUGGAGUCCCACUUUUACCAGGAUAUGGAUCUUUGGCAGGUGGUGCUAAACCUCCCAAGUAUGGAGUUCAAGGAGGAGCAGGACAGCUUGUACCCGGGUUGGGCGGCUAUGGUGGUUACGGAGCUGGUGCCGGAGUCAAACCCGAAAAGUAUGGUGUUUCGGGGGGAGCUGGUCCAGGGUUGGGAGCUGGAGGAACUGGGUUAGGAGGAACAGGAGGAGCAAUAGGAGCAGAUGGACAAUACUCUGCUGCUGCAAAAGCUGCUAAAUAUGGAGGCAUCACUGGAGUAGGACUCGCCGUUCCAGGACCAACUCCAGAUACAACUAUCAGAGUUGUUCCAGAUGGUUCUGCUGUUUUGGUACCAGGCAGUACAGGUGUUCCUCUAAAACCAGCAAAGGAGUUUAUCCCGGCUGGAACUGCUGCACCAGAGCUCACGCCUAUUUCUGCUACUGGCAAGGCCCCAGAGGUCCCGCAGCCCAGCGUUUCUGGUGGAAUUAUUCAGCCUGGUGGUGGCACAAGUGUUGGUGGAGCAGGCGUUGGAGGACCUACUGUUGUGGGCACAGGCACAGGCCAAGGCCAGCCGGCUGUACCUGUCCAACAGCCUGCAGGUGUUCCUCUUGGCACAGGCGUCAAGGGUCCUAAACCAUUUUUACCAGGAGCUGGAGCUGGUUAUCCCUAUGGUGGAACAUAUGGAGUUCCUUAUGGUGCCGGGACCAACACUGGAGCUGGAACUGGGUUUGGACCUGGACCCGGAACUGGAUUUGGACCUGGAACUGGAACUGGAACUGGGUUUGGACCUGGAGCUGGAACUGGGUUUGGGCCAGGAGCUGGAACUGGGUUUGGGCCUGGAGCUGGAGCAGGAACAGUACCACUGUCUGGAGCAAAGCCUCCUAAACUUCCAGUGGGUGGAGCAGGAGGACGAGUUGGAAUUCCACUGGCAGCAGGGGGUUAUCAAGGCGGAUACAAUCCAUAUCUUCAAGGUUAUGGGCAGGGUGGGUUGACGUAUCCCGCUGCAGGCGGACUAGGAGGUGCAGGUGCUGGAGCUAAAGCACCUAAACCAGGCUACGGCAAUCUUGGAGGCGGUGCUGCUGGUGGUGGUGGUGGUGUAUAUCAGCCAGGUUUGGUCCCUGUAUCUCCUGGUUUUGGAGGCGCUUACCCCCAGCAGUUCUACCAAGGCGUAUAUGUUCCAGCCCCGCUGACUCCUCAGCAAGCCAAAGCAGCCAAGUACGGGGCACUGCAGGGCUUCCUCGGUGGUGCAGGAGGUGGUGGAGGAGGCGGAGGAGGCGUCUUCAGAGGUGGAGUUGCAGGAUGCCAGGGCAAAUACUGCGGGAGGAGGAAGUAGAAGCUCUCCAGUGAUCCAGUGUGACCUCACAAAACUAUGGUGCUACUGCAUGAUUGAGAAUGUACAUUUUACAUGCAAACAAACCCCCAUUAGACAAUGUGCAAAGAUCUUUUUGUUACUGACUUGACUUCCAUGUCUGGUUUUAAACAAACCCACCGACCCAGAGUUUUGUACACGUUCCGAUGUGACGUAUGUUAUUGAUAGUUGCUUUAAUCAAUUAUGAGGUCAAGUUAAUCCGCUUUAACUCCCUGUACUGCACCAGCCUACUUAAAAUACAGUGUUUUUGUGUCACCGUGUCAGUGUGUGUGUGUGUAAGAUGUGUAAGAGGUAUGUGUGUUUCUUGUUUCGGCAUUUGGUUUGUACUGUUGUGUGAAAGACUGUCUGAAUCGCUGCCUGCCGAUGUGACCUACAAAUAACUCCAGGUUCAUGUUAAAGCACGGUGAUCUGUCCUCAGUGUUAGAGCCACACUGUCGCACCUCGCUGUGCAUAUCUCCUCUUUUUGACAUAUCACAGAGGCUGGGUUGGUCGCGGCUUGUCCAAAAAACUGAUGAAAUCUGGCCAAUCUCAGCAUCGGUUCUGGCUCCCUGUCCGCUCUGCUGCUAUUUUUAGGCCUGCUGGGUAAAAAGCAGCGGGAACACAGGGCUUUCGGCCAACCCAUCUGCUCUCAGUAACUUUGCUGAAUCUCGUUGCUAUGCAGUUCAGUUUUCUCAGCAUUUUCUUUGUUGCCAAACUUGUGAUGUAUGAAGAGCAGCCCCUGCUCUGAGGACAGGUGUGCUCAAGACAAUAAAAAUAACAGUUUAAUUCAUCACAGGAGGAUUUUUUUUUUUAAAUAAAAAUACAAAAAGCAGUUUUGCCUUUAAGAUCCAAACACAGCAGAAUAUCAUUAUCUGGUAUGUACAUUAUGUAUGUAUGAAUGUGUCACUGUCCUCGAUGGGAUGGCGUGCUUUACUCCGCUUCACAUUUUUAGUCUCAUCGCAGCACUUAUUUACAUUUAUGUAACUUGUCAUAACAUGAAUAUUCAAGUUUUUAUUUUAUUUUGCACCAUGUUUUGACUCAUAGCUUUAUUGUUAUCAGGAGUGUGUGAACAUUAAAACAAGAACAAUUCUUUGCUUUUGCGUUUAUUUACUGUCAUAAAUUGUAAUGCGGUGUGUGAGGCAUAAGCUCCCAUUGUCUUUUCAUUUACUUGAGCUGCUUUUAAAAAACAAGGCUUUACUGACCAAAGGUUUGUUAGCGCUGUUGCCAAGUGACCCCACAUUUCUUCUCUGUAACUGUGUACUGUAUUUUGUACUAAUUUGAUGUAAACCGGCUGCAGUUCCAUCACUCGGUGCUGUGUAAGAACUGUCUUUGAGCCUCGCUGGGUCAGACCCUGUCUUAUGUGCCUUGGGAUACUCUUCAUCUUUAUUUAAAACUGUUUUUAUAAGGAGGAACAGUGUGGUUUUGCACUUUUUAUAUUUCCAUGACACACAUGUGACUUGUUCCUGGACAUCCCAGCAUUUUAUUUGCUUUAAUAAAUAACAAAAUAAAAUGUGUUAAAAGAU